Messenger RNA from Fusarium musae, 1230 nucleotides. RefSeq names its product Ribonucleotide-diphosphate reductase (RNR), small subunit (gene RNR2). The coding region runs from base 1 to 1230 and encodes 409 amino acids. Gene Ontology annotation, biological process: deoxyribonucleotide biosynthetic process. NCBI's taxonomy places the organism in Eukaryota, Fungi, Ascomycota, Sordariomycetes, Hypocreales, Nectriaceae. The transcript is spliced from 3 exons. Gene Ontology annotation, molecular function: oxidoreductase activity. The record is from RefSeq and is a predicted model, not a curated record.
AUGGCUGCACAAAUCACUCCUUCGAAGCAGGCUGCUUCCGCCAUUGAGAACUUCAACAUGGAGUCUCCCGUCAAGAAGCUCGACUUCGGCGCCGCCAACAAGGAGAACGAGCCUUUGAACAAGUCCCUCGAUACCACCGACCUCAAGACAAAGAUGGUCGAAGAGCCCAAGAAGGAGGAGACCAAGGCCGCUGUUGCCCCUGGCAUCAAGUCUGAGGAGUCCGAUGAGCCUCUACUUCAAGAGAACCCCCAACGUUUUGUUCUCUUUCCCAUCAAGUACCAUGAGAUUUGGCAAAUGUACAAGAAGGCUGAGGCUUCCUUCUGGACUGCUGAGGAGAUUGAUCUCUCCAAGGAUCUCCACGACUGGAACAACCGCCUGACUGCUGAUGAGCAGUUCUUCGUCUCUCAUAUCCUUGCUUUCUUCGCUGCCUCUGAUGGUAUUGUCAACGAGAACCUCGUCGAGCGUUUCAGUGGCGAGGUCCAGAUCCCCGAGGCUCGUUGCUUCUACGGCUUCCAGAUCAUGAUGGAGAACAUUCACUCCGAGACCUACUCCCUCCUCAUCGACACAUACAUUAAGGAGCCCGCCCAGCGAACCUACCUCUUCAACGCCAUUGACACUAUUCCCUGCAUCCGAAAGAAGGCUGACUGGGCCAUCCGAUGGAUCCAGGAUAAGGACUCCUCCUUUGCCCAGCGUCUCGUUGCCUUCGCUGCUGUUGAGGGUAUCUUCUUCAGUGGUGCCUUCGCCUCUAUCUUCUGGCUCAAGAAGCGCGGUCUCAUGCCCGGUCUGACUUUCUCCAACGAGCUCAUCUCUCGCGACGAGGGUCUUCACACUGACUUUGCAUGCCUCCUCCACUCUCACCUCAAGGGUCGUGCCAGCAAGCAGAUGAUUCAAGAUAUCAUUACUGACGCCGUCACCAUUGAGCAGGAGUUCCUCACUGAGGCUCUUCCCUGUGCCCUUCUCGGCAUGAACUCUGACCUCAUGAAGCAGUACAUUGAGUUCGUCGCUGAUCGUCUCCUCGUCGCUCUUGGCAACGAGAAAGUCUACAAGGCCACCAACCCCUUCGACUUCAUGGAGAACAUCUCCCUUGGCGGCAAGACCAACUUCUUCGAGAAGCGUGUUGCCGACUACCAGAAGGCCGGUGUCCUCCACAGUGCCACUAAGAAGACUGAGGAGGAUGAGUCCCCGAAGGGUGAGAACGGCGGUGACUUCACCUUUGACGAGGAUUUCUGA